CCUACGCGGGCGUCUUCCUACAAUCUAAGUGACGUUACUUGAUUCAGUACGUAGACGCAGUCGAAGUAUAAACAAAACCUGUUUGUGCUUUUAAAAAGUCAUUAGGAAGGGAUGAAGGUUGUGAAUUUAAAGCAAGCCAUUCUGCAGGCUUGGAAAGAGCGGUGGAGUGACUACCAGUGGGCAGUUAACAUUAAGAAAAACUUUCCAAAGGGGACAACAUGGGACUACAUCAACUUUGCAGAGGCUUUGAUGGAGCAGGCGAUGAUUGGUCCAUCUCCCAACCCACUUAUUUUGUCUUACCUCAAAUAUGCUAUAAGUUCCCAAAUGGUGUCUUAUUCCAGUGUUCUCACUGCCAUCAGCAAGUUUGACGGCUUUUCCCGGGAGCUGUGUGUCAAAUCUUUGUUGGAAAUAAUGGACAUGUUCUGCCAUCGUCUCAACUGUCACGGGAAGGCCGAGGAAUGCAUUGCACUGUGUCGGGCCCUGCUGGGAGUGGUGGUGUGGCUGCUGCAGGGUUGUGCAUUUUACUGUGAGAAACUGAGAGAACUGGGUCCCUCAGCUAGCACAGAGGCCAUUCUCAGAGCCUGCCAGGAAAAACUGCACAGUCUAAUGAGCAGCACCAAGAACAAAGCUCUGGUCCACAUUUCCCGGCUGGAAGAUCAAGGUUCCUGGGGUAAUGUUGAGCAAGCAAUGAAUAAAGUGACAGAUGGCCUCUGUAAUGUACUUAACCAGACACAGAGGACCUUAAUAGAGGAGACGUUGUCUUUGGUGAAAAGUAUUCCCCAAAUGCUCUCUGUACAGUGUGAGCCUCCAGCUCACGCCUCCUUUCCAUCUGUCCACGCUUUCAUCAUGCUGGAGGGCACCAUGAAUUUGACGGGGGAGACACAGCCUCUGAUGGAGCAGCUGAUGAUGAUUAAAAGAAUGCAGCGAAUUCCUGGUCCUCUGUUCAUCCUGGAAAUCUGGAAGGCUUGUUUCACAGGCCUUAUUGAGUCACCAGAGGGAACCGAAGAGCUGAAAUGGACUGCCUUCACUUUCCUCAAAAUUCCACAAGUUCUGCUCAGACUGAAGAAAUAUCCUCAAGGAGACAAAGGACAGGAUUUUACAGAGGAUGUAAAUAUUGCUUUUCAAUUCCUCCUGAAACUGACACCACUGCUGGAUAAAGCAGAUCAAAGAUGCAAUUGUGACUGCCUCGGCAUGCUCCUACAAGAGUGCAACAAGCUCGGACUGCUGUCAGAUUCGAACACAGAAAGCCUUACGUCGAAACGGAAUGACGACAGGGAGUUUGCCCCAAGGCUAAAAACGGCAGAAAAUGCAAACAUCCAGCCUAACCCAGGCCUCAUCCUGAGAGCUGAGCCCACUGUCACAAAUAUUCUCAAGACAGUAGAUGCAGACCACUCGAAAUCCCCUGAGGGCCUCCUUGGGGUUCUUGGACACAUGCUGUCAGGGAAGAGUCUGGAUCUUCUUCUGGCAGCAGCAGCAGCCACUGGGAAACUCAAAUCCUUUGCCAGGAAAUUUAUUAAGCUUAACGAGUUUCCCAAGCACAUCAGCGGAGAAGGAUCUAAGUCUGCGUCUGUACGUGCCUUGCUCUUUGACAUUUCCUUCCUCAUGCUCUGUCAUGUUGUGCAGACAUACGGCUCAGAGGUGAUCUUGUCAGACCCCAGUCCUUCAGGGGAGACGCCAUUUUUUGAAACAUGGCUGCAGACGUGCAUGCCCGAGGAGGGCAAGACUCUGAAUCCGGACCACCCAUGCUUCAGACCCGAGCCCGGAAAAGUAGAGAGUCUGGUGACCCUGCUGAACAACUCCUCGGAAAUGAAACUAGUUCAGGUGAAGUGGCACGAAAUCUGCCUCAGCACUCCGGCAGCCAUUUUGGAAGUUCUCAACGCGUGGGAGAACGGUGUGCUUUCCGUGGAGGCGGUACAGAAGAUCACUGACAACAUCAAGGGGAAGGUGUGCAGCAUGGCCAUUUGUGCAGUGGCGUGGCUGGUGGCGCACGUCAGGAUGCUUGGACGGGAUGAGAGAGAGAAGCCUCAGACUAUGAUCCGACAACUUGUAACUCCUCUUUAUGCGGAGAACACACUGCAGUUUUACAAUGAACGCGUGGUCAUAAUGAGCUCCAUCAUGGAGCACAUGUGCACAGACGUCUUCCAACAAACAGGCGCUAUGGUGCGUUCCCCAAUAGAAGGCCAAGAGCCAAUCCCGUACCGCAACCUGCUGCCUCCCAAAGAGCCCAUUCACAAUUCCCUCAGCAAACAGUUCCAGGUGGUACUGCACAAAAGCUGGGUGGACAGUCGAGCUCUGCAUCUGUUCGAGAGUCUUCUCAACAUGGGAGGGGUCUUCUGGUUUACUAACAAUCUAGUCAAGGAACUACUUAAGGAAACUCGACAGGAGUGGGCUAGUCGGGUCGUAGAAUUACUCUACAGCAUCUUCUGUUUGGACACUCAACAGAUCACUUUGACUUUGCUGGGUACCAUAUUGCCCAACCUUCUCACAGACUCCGCUCAUUGGCACACCCUGGCAGACCCUCCUGGAAAGGCCUUGGCCAAGUUGUCGGUGUGGUGCGCUCUUAGCUCUUACUCGUCACACCACAAAGGCCCCUUCUCGGCUCGCCAGCGGAAAAGGCAAAGAGAAGAUAUUGAGGACUAUAACAGUCUCUUUCCAUUGGACGACACUCAGCCAUCUAAACUCAUGCGGCUUCUCAGCUCCAAUGAGGAAGAACCUGUCAUUCUUUCCAGCCCAGGAGACCGAUCUAUGAGCAGUUCCCUGUCUCCAUCCCAGCUGCACACGGUCAACAUGAGGGACCCUCUCAAUAGAGUUCUGGCCAACCUAUUCCUCCUCUUUUCCUCCAUCUUGGGCUCCAAGACGGCAGGGCCUCACACACAGUUUGUGCAGAGUUUUAUUGAGGAGUGCGUCGAGUGUCUGGAGCAGGGAAGCCGUGGGAGCAUUCUGCAGUUCAUGCCUUUCACUAUGGUCUCUGAGCUGGUGAAGCUGCCGGCUCUGGCCAAGCCUAAAGUCGUACUGGCUAUCACCGACCUGACUCUGCCGUUGGGAAGGAGAGUCGCUGCCAGAGCUAUAUCUGCUCUCUAAACCCUUAAAGUUUCAAGUUCCUCCAGUUUAGAAAUCAAUGACUUGACUAAUUUAACAUGUUCAGAGAAGUGAAAUGAAGAUGAAGUGUAAAAACAAAACAGACUGAAAGAACUGUGGCUGGAUCAAGUGUUGGACUUCUCUUUUUUUUCUUUACAAGCAGUGUCUUUUUUAGUUUUUUUUUCACAUCAUUAAAUGUAUAAAUAUGUCUUGAUAUAAAAAAAAGGCUGGUAACAAAA
This is a messenger RNA of Girardinichthys multiradiatus, 3317 nucleotides long. It is a transcript of the gene med24, whose product is annotated as mediator complex subunit 24. Gene Ontology annotation, cellular component: mediator complex. Gene Ontology annotation, molecular function: transcription coregulator activity. The transcript has 26 exons. The record is from RefSeq and is a predicted model, not a curated record. NCBI's taxonomy places the organism in Eukaryota, Metazoa, Chordata, Actinopteri, Cyprinodontiformes, Goodeidae. Bases 112 to 3081 code for a protein of 989 amino acids.